This is a messenger RNA of Musca domestica (house fly), 3053 nucleotides long. It is a transcript of the gene Afg3l2, whose product is annotated as AFG3-like protein 2. Gene Ontology annotation, biological process: protein-containing complex assembly; mitochondrial protein processing. The record is from RefSeq and is a predicted model, not a curated record. Gene Ontology annotation, molecular function: metalloendopeptidase activity; ATP hydrolysis activity; zinc ion binding. Gene Ontology annotation, cellular component: membrane; m-AAA complex. The transcript is spliced from 5 exons. Bases 273 to 2672 code for a protein of 799 amino acids. Lineage: Eukaryota; Metazoa; Arthropoda; Insecta; Diptera; Muscidae.
UCAUCAAACAGCUGUUGCUGUCACUUGUGAGCCGUUACUACACCAUUCAUCUUUUACCGCUGUCACUUGAACAUUUCACAACAAUCGGUAUUUUCCAAUCAGAGAGUAUUUUUUCUACCAAUUUAUAAAUUAAUUAGUUGAAAAUAUCAUAUUUCAUAAAUAUUUGCGAAAAAACGACUUACAAUACGGCGGCGGCGUGUAACAUCAUUGUGUGUGCAAAAGUUAAAUAACACCUUUACGACGGCAACUGGACAAUUUGCAUUUCCCCAAUAAUGGCCCAUCGUUUGCUGAGCUCAGCAAAGGCUAUGGAACGUUGCAUGCGACGUACCUAUAUGAGCCAACAUAAUGCCUCACCGGCAACAGAUAAGAUACAACGUGGAGCGGUGGCAUUAGAACAGGUGCCUUUGAUACGUUACUUAGUGGAACAAAUCAGAUAUUUCUGCAAGAAACCACCAAAGGGCUUUGAAAAGUAUUUUGAAGAAGGCAAGGCAGCCAAGCCGGCGGCCAGUGAGGCUGCUGCAGCUGCGGGAAAGUCGGCCAAAUCCGAAGAACCCGCCGCGGCACCAAAGGCAUCAUCUCAACCAAAGAGCAAUGAAUGGAAUUUCGGUAUGUUUAACAAUACCGCCAAACCUCAGUCUGGUGGAGGUGGUGGCAAAGGCGGCCAAGGCCGCCCGAUCGGAGAUGGUGGUGAUGGCAAUAAAGAGAAAAUGGUUCUAUUUGGUGCCUUGGCCGCCGUGGGUAUCAUUGCCACAUUGGCUUUCUUUGAAAUGGGCUACAAAGAAAUUUCGUGGAAGGAAUUUGUCACAAGCUAUCUUAACCGUGGUAUUGUGGAAAAGCUUGAAGUGGUCAACAAGAAAUGGGUACGUGUUCGCCUAUUGCCCGGCAAUGCUCAAGAUGCCAGCGGUGUUUUGUGGUUCAACAUUGGCAGUGUGGAUUCCUUUGAGCGUAACUUGGAGAAUGCCCAAGUUGAACAGGGUGUAGAGCCGGUUAAUUUUGUUCCUGUUAUUUAUCGUACCGAAGUUGAGGCUUCCAGUCUAACUGGGCUCUUGCCAACUUUGCUGAUUAUUGGUUUCCUAGUUUAUAUGAUGCGCCGCUCGGCCGACAUGAUGGGUGGCAAGGGACGUAAAGGUGGCGGUCUGUUUGGUGGUGUCAUGCAGUCCACUGCCAAAUUGAUUAAUUCCAAUGAAAUUGGUGUUAGGUUCAAGGAUGUUGCCGGUUGCGAAGAAGCCAAAAUCGAAAUCAUGGAAUUUGUCAACUUCCUUAAGAAUCCACAAAAGUACAUCGAUUUGGGUGCUAAAAUUCCCAAAGGCGCCAUGCUGACUGGACCACCCGGCACGGGUAAAACUAUGUUGGCCAAGGCUACUGCCGGUGAAGCCAAUGUGCCUUUCAUCACUGUCUCUGGCUCAGAGUUUUUGGAGAUGUUUGUGGGUGUUGGUCCAUCACGUGUCCGCGAUAUGUUUGCCAUGGCCCGUAAAAAUGCCCCCUGCAUUCUGUUCAUCGAUGAAAUUGAUGCCGUUGGUCGUAAACGUGGUGGCAAGUCCUUUGGUGGCCACUCUGAACAGGAGAACACAUUGAAUCAAUUGCUGGUUGAAAUGGAUGGUUUCAAUACCACCACCAACGUUGUAGUGCUGGCCGCUACAAAUCGUGUAGAUAUUCUGGAUAAAGCCCUUUUACGUCCCGGUCGUUUCGAUAGGCAAAUCUUUGUGCCAGCACCCGAUAUCAAGGGUAGGGCCAGUAUAUUCAAGGUGCAUUUGGGACCCCUCAAAACUGAUUUAGAUAAAACCGAAUUGGCUCGUAAAAUGGCCGCUUUGACACCAGGUUUUACUGGUGCCGAUAUUGCCAAUGUUUGUAAUGAGGCUGCCUUGAUUGCGGCCAGAGAUUCCAAUGAUUCCAUUGUGCAGAAACAUUUUGAACAAGCCAUUGAACGUGUCAUUGCUGGCAUGGAGAAGAAAACAAAUGUUUUGGCUCCUGAAGAGAAAAAUACUGUGGCCCAUCAUGAGGCCGGUCAUGCAGUAGCUGGUUGGUUCUUGGAACAUGCAGAUCCCCUGCUUAAGGUAUCCAUUAUACCCAGAGGCAAGGGUUUGGGUUAUGCCCAGUACUUACCCAAGGAUCAAUAUUUACUCUCCAAGGAGCAGUUAUUCGACCGCAUGUGUAUGACACUUGGAGGUCGUGUGGCAGAGGAGCUGUUCUUCAAACGCAUUACCACCGGAGCACAGGAUGAUUUGAAGAAAAUCACCGACAGUGCUUAUGCCCAAAUUGUACGAUUCGGUAUGAACGAAAAGGUCGGGCAAGUUAGUUUUGACGGCCAGCAGGGUGAGAUGAAUUUCUCCAAGCCCUAUUCCGAGGAGACAGCCCAAUUAAUUGAUCGUGAAGUAAGAUCUCUAAUUAAAGAGGCCCAUGACCGUACAACCGCCUUGCUAACCAAACACAAAGAAGAUGUACGAAAGGUGGCCGAGCGUUUGCUUAAGAAUGAGGUACUCAGCCGUGAUGAUAUGAUUGAACUUUUGGGCAAGCGACCAUUCAAAGAGAAGUCCACUUAUGAGGAAUUCGUUGAAGGCACUGGUUCCUUUGAAGAAGAUACCUCAUUGCCGAAGGGCUUGCAAGAUUGGAAUAAAGAACAGAACCCUCCCUCAUCGGAGACACCCUCGAAGCCAGCACCCACAGCUACAUAAAUAGGCUUAACAACUUUUCGAGCUAUAACCGCAUAGCUUAGCAACAUAAAUAAAUCAAUCAACAAAAACUUUGUUAUCGACGUGUUUUUUAUUUAGUUUUGGAUUUAAAUUUAUUGUUUUCAUUUCUUUUCUUUUUAGUUUACUCUAAGCAUUGUAUUAUUAGCUCCCUUUUGAAACACACAUUUUGUCUAAUGCAAAACAUAUUUAUAAUAUUUUAAAUGCGAUGUAUGUUAGAAAAUGUAUUUAAACUUAAGAAGUUUGUCUACCACCAAAUAAACAAGUAAAACAUCGACGAACUCGUAUUUAUCAUUUAAUCAACAGCGUAAAUGAUAAAUAUGUGGAUCGGUGUGAAGAGAAAAAAAUAAAGUUAAUAUGAAAUUA